Molecule: messenger RNA, 1521 nt
Organism: Bipolaris oryzae ATCC 44560
Lineage: Eukaryota; Fungi; Ascomycota; Dothideomycetes; Pleosporales; Pleosporaceae
Exons: 3
Coding region: 1-1521 (506 amino acids)
Biological process (GO): regulation of DNA-templated transcription
Molecular function (GO): zinc ion binding; DNA-binding transcription factor activity, RNA polymerase II-specific
Source: RefSeq, a predicted model, not a curated record
AUGCCCAAAAGAUCGACUGGUUGUUUUGAAUGCAGAAAAAGAAAAGUCCGUUGCGAUGAAUCCAAGCCCGAAUGUAACACCUGCUUGAAGCGCGGGACAAAAUGCCCAGGCUACCGGCCCACGCAGGCCUUCAUCCUUCAUGAAUUCGACACCAAAAGAGACAAGCCCGCACUGAUCAAGGAGGAUGAGAACCGCUACAAAUUCGCCAUUCAGAGUUACUCUCGCUCAAAGCAGAAGGGACAAUCGCAGAGCAACCCUGGAAUCCGGAUAGAAAGUGUGCAGUAUGAACCUGAUAUUCCCAAGCAAGUAAGUCUAGUUGCUUCGGAACGCAUCCAACACGUCAGCACCUUCGUCGCACUAUAUCUUCCAAAAACCGAAGGUCAGGCACUGCCAGGCCCAUCUGCACUGAUGCUUGGUCUGCCUAACCUGCCCGCUAACAGCCCUGUUCUCGAGGCUGCCAUUGAUGCGCUAGCUGCAGCUCAGCUGGCAGUAGACAAAAUGAACUCCCCUCUUAUUCAUCGCUCCAGGUCACUCUACAGCACAGCACUGAGCCAGAUGCUGCACGCUAUUCAGGACCAAGAGACGGCUCUCAAGGAUGAGACGCUUCUGUCUACAUAUUUGCUCUCGUUGUAUGAGGUGUUUGUCGGCAUAACACGGGGUCAUGGCUUCUUCUACCACACGCAAGGUCUAUUGCAUCUCGUCAAGCAGCGAGGACCAUCUUCAUUCGUAAGCAGAUUGAGCAUGCAAAUCUACCACGGAAUCCGAUACAACUCGUUAAGCAUUGGCAUCCUAAUGCGGAAAGCCUCCAUGCUCGAUACCCCCGAAUGGAUGUCAGUAACCGCCAAAGCCGCCAAAGUCGAUCCCUACGUGGCCCUCAUCGACAUCUGCAUCAUGAUCCCGCGGCUUCUCGAACGCACCGACAAACUCUCGCGACCAGACUGCACCCAAGAAGAAAUCGAUAGCCUAAUCGACGACUCGCAAAAGGUUGCCAGCGAUGCUUUCGCCUGGAUCGCCGACUAUGAGCGUCAUGGACCCCGCUACAACAAGGUUGACCUCGAAUCAAUGGAAGGCUUCAUGGACAUCUGCGACGACCGCGUCUUCGACCCGGUCUUCGACUUCCAUUACUUCGGCGCGGGAAUCUGCUACUUAAUCUACUGGUCCAGCUUGCUCAUCAUACAAAGCAACACGUUCAAGCUCCUCCGCCAAUACCGCAAACUAGAACCCAAGCAGCUCCUCAUGUGGAGCCGUCAACUUCAGUCUUACGCCGACUCCAUAUGCAGAGGCGUGCCGUUUAACUACCGCGUCAACACUGGGUACGCGUCGAAGUUCGGGUCCCUGACUCCGCUUAUGGUUGCGAGAAAGUACUACGAGAUGGUGGGUGAGAAGGCGGCUGUGGCAUGGUGUACGAAGGUGUAUAAGCGAGGGAAGGUGCCCGAGUUGUAUCAGGCAGACGAGAAUCUGGAUAACUAUCCCCUAGAGGAUGUCAAGAAGACUAUCAAAGAUGACCCAAGAUACAUCUGA